CAUAACACAGGUGUCUCCUGUCUACCUCUUGGCUACAGUGAAGUGAAUACACUGAUUAACUCAUGAGCCCUUCUCCUGAAAGUCUUAUCCGUUCUCCAAAUUCCGGCCAUAUGUCAAUUCCGGCGAUCUUUUCCGGUGAAAUCCCGGUUAAGCUUGAAAUUUCCGGGAAGCCCAAAAUAAACCUUGUGAAAAUCCGGGUUUUGCUUGAGAUUUCCAGGAAUCCCAAAAUAAACCUUUUUAAGGCCCUUUGUCCACUGUAAUGGCCUAAUUUUUACUUGCCGGAACGUAGAAAUUUCUUAUUGUAUGGUCGAAAUUCCAGAGAUUGAUAGCGAAAGGGAAAGCUCUGGUUAAUGGAUCCGCAUUCGAAUCAACGCAAUUUGAUCAUUGAAGAGAGAGAUGAUGAGAGAGAGAUUACUAGUAAGAAGGCAACUAGGGUUGCUUCAUUGGACAUUUUCAGAGGCCUCACUGUAGCGAUGAUGAUUUUGGUCGAUGAUGCCGGAGGAGAAUGGCAAAGUAUUGGCCAUGCGCCUUGGAAUGGAUGUAAUCUGGCAGAUUUUGUUAUGCCCUUCUUCCUCUUCAUUGUUGGCAUGUCCAUUGCACUUGCUUUCAAGAGGAUCCCAAAUCUGCAAUUAGCUAUCAGAAAGGUGAUUAUGCGAACAAUCAAACUCCUCUUCUGGGGCAUCAUUCUUCAAGGAGGAUAUUCACAUGCUCCUGACAAGUUAACUUAUGGUGUUGACAUUAAAAGAAUAAGGUGGUGCGGCAUUCUUCAGCGAAUUGCUCUGGCUUACCUGAUAGUGGCACUCUUGGAGAUCGCAACAAAGAAGGCUGCAUUUAAAGUUCUUCCACAUCGAUGUUGGGCUAUAUUCAAGUCCUAUUGCUUGCAGUGGAUUGUGGGGGCGUGUUUACUUGUUGUCUACCUGGCAACAUUGUAUGGAAUAUAUGUUCCCGAUUGGGAUUUUACUGUGCACAAUGUUGAUAGCCCAGAUGAUGGAAAGCAUUUUACUAUAAAAUGUGGUGUGCGAGGGAAACUGGAUCCUCCUUGUAAUGCUGUAGGAUAUGUUGACAGAGUAAUUUUGGGAAUCAAUCACAUGUAUCACCAUCCGGCUUGGAGGAGGUCUAAGGCUUGCACUGCUAGCUCUCUCUAUGAAGGCCCUUUACGCAAAGAUGCUCCUGCAUGGUGUCAAGCUCCAUUUGAACCUGAAGGCUUGUUAAGCUCAAUUUCCGCCGUGCUUACCACAAUAAUUGGAGUACAUCAUGGGCAUGUGCUCAUCCAUUUAGAGGGCCAUUCUGAAAGACUGAAACAUUGGACUCUUAUGGGCUCUUCGCUCCUCAUAUUAGGGAUGGUUCUUCAUUUCACAAGUGCAAUUCCAUUGAACAAACAAUUGUAUAGCUUCAGUUAUGUAUGCCUUACAGCUGGUGCUGCCGCACUUGUAUUUUCAGCUUUUUAUCUUCUGGUUGAUAUUUGGGGAUGGUGCAGUAUUUUUCUACCCCUAGAGUGCAUUGGAAUGAAUGCCAUGCUUGUCUUUGUAAUGGCGGCUGAAGACAUAUUUGCAGGAUUCAUCAAUGGGUGGUACUAUAACGAUCCGCACAAUACAUUGGUUUAUUGGAUUAAGAAGCACGUUUUCAUCAAAGUGUGGCACUCCGAAAGGGUUGGCAUUCUCCUUUAUGUCAUAUUUGCUGAGAUCCUGUUCUGGGGCCUUGUGGCUGCCAUUUUGCACAAGCGUGGGAUCUAUUGGAAACUCUGAAGCCUACGCCAUAUGUUCGUGUUUCAUAAUUUCGUUUCUUUUUUUUUCCCAGUUGUAAGUCUUGUUGCUGUGACAUGCUUAGCUAGAUACCUUUGAUAUGUUCGUGUUUCAUAAUUUCGUUUCUUUUUUUUUCCCAGUUGUAAGUCUUGUUGCUGUGACAUGCUUAGCUAGAUACCUUUGUAAUUGUAGAGUUACUGCUUGGACCAUAAAACCCGUGUUUCAAAACUUAGAAUUGGCAAUUCCAACCCAGAUCGUUCAUUUGGGUGAUCA
This is a messenger RNA of Amborella trichopoda, 2015 nucleotides long. Its product is annotated as heparan-alpha-glucosaminide N-acetyltransferase-like protein (DUF1624). The record is from RefSeq and is a predicted model, not a curated record. NCBI's taxonomy places the organism in Eukaryota, Viridiplantae, Streptophyta, Magnoliopsida, Amborellales, Amborellaceae.